Geodia barretti is the source of this 457-nucleotide messenger RNA. NCBI's taxonomy places the organism in Eukaryota, Metazoa, Porifera, Demospongiae, Tetractinellida, Geodiidae. The record is from the annotation of a GenBank genome assembly.
AAGAGAAAGGGAGAGAGAAGGACUGACUUGCUCCACUGCCUGUGGCGGAAGCUGCUGGACUUGAAUUGGAGUGAAAUUAGUGACGUUGAAAUUCACUCUGUAAAACUCUUUGGUGAACCCAUCGCAGUCAUAGCUGUAGGAGGAGAGGAGGGGAGAGAGAAUCAUAGUGGUGGUAUAAUAAUUAUAAUUAUACUGCUUACAGGAGGAACCUCCUGCCCAUGAUGUUGAUGGUCUUGCCAAUUCCAAGGUCUAUUGGAGACAGCCAUUCUUUCACCUCGUUCUCUGACACCUCCAUCACUCCAGCUGGGAAAUUUGCUGCAAAUAUGUACAGCAGUGAUCUGCUAUAAUGAUGGUGUGCUAUGAGCUGAUAAAUACAGUGGAACCCUUCACCAACUGGACAGCAACAUUAGGAUCCAUGAAGAGGGAUUCCACUGUAUAGAGCUAGUCAGAGCUAGUC